Molecule: messenger RNA, 1131 nt
Organism: Solanum verrucosum
Lineage: Eukaryota; Viridiplantae; Streptophyta; Magnoliopsida; Solanales; Solanaceae
Product: agamous-like MADS-box protein TM6
Exons: 7
Coding region: 175-852 (225 amino acids)
Biological process (GO): positive regulation of transcription by RNA polymerase II
Cellular component (GO): nucleus
Molecular function (GO): DNA-binding transcription factor activity, RNA polymerase II-specific; protein dimerization activity; RNA polymerase II cis-regulatory region sequence-specific DNA binding
Source: RefSeq, a predicted model, not a curated record
AAACCUUAUAGUAGUGCAGUUACUACACUUCAAUCUUUCUUUUCCCGAUAUAGUUUCUCUACUAACCCACCCAUCUCUCUUCACUUUUUCCUCUCUUUAACUUCAUCAUUCAUCAACAAUGAACAUGACCCUCGUUUCAUCAUCUCCAUUACAACAAUUUCUACUUCCUCCAGAAUGGGUCGUGGAAAAAUUGAGAUCAAGAAGAUCGAAAACUCGACAAACAGGCAGGUCACUUACUCCAAGAGAAGAAAUGGUAUUUUCAAGAAAGCUAAAGAACUUACUGUUCUUUGUGACGCUAAGAUCUCUCUCAUCAUGCUAUCAAGCACCAGGAAAUAUCAUGAGUUCACAAGCCCAAACACUACGACAAAAAAGAUGAUUGAUCAGUAUCAGAGUGCACUUGGAGUUGAUAUUUGGAGCACUCACUACGAGAAAAUGCAAGAAAACUUGAAGAGAUUGCAAGAGAUCAAUAACAAGCUAAGAAGAGAGAUAAGGCAGAGAACAGGGGAAGACAUGAGCGGACUCAAUUUGCAGGAACUAUGCCACUUGCAGGAGAACAUCACUGAAUCUGUAGCUGAGAUUCGUGAAAGAAAGUACCACGUGAUCAAGAAUCAAACAGACACCUGCAGGAAGAAGGUGAGGAACUUAGAAGAGCAACAUGGAAACCUCGUACUUGACUUGGAAGCAAAAUGUGAAGAUCCGAAGUACGGUGUAGUGGAAAAUGAGGGGCAUUACAACUCUGCUGUGGCAUUUGCGAAUGGAGUACACAACCUUUAUGCUUUUCGCCUACAACCAUUGCACCCCAAUCUUCAAAAUGAAGAAGGAUUUGGUUCUCGUGAUCUACGUCUCUCCUGAAGAUGUAUCAAUUUGCAGCAAUGACGUUAAACCUUAAAUGCUGAGUUACUUAUUCGAAUCAACUUCCCAAAUUAUAUCUUAUUACUAAAAAAGUUAAAUAUUGCAAGCUGCAAACACUACUACUUUAUCUAAUUAAUUAGGUUUUGCUCUGAGUCUGGAUUUGGUUCCUGUCCUAUUUAUUGUAUUAAGCACUUUAUUAUUCUAGGUGUUUCAACUCCUAUAUAUAUGGGUGAUGCCUUGAAUGUAUGUUCAAUUAAUCAAUUUUCCAUUUCGACUUGA